Molecule: messenger RNA, 1497 nt
Organism: Caenorhabditis angaria
Lineage: Eukaryota; Metazoa; Nematoda; Chromadorea; Rhabditida; Rhabditidae
Source: the annotation of a GenBank genome assembly
AUGAAGCCAGAUAUCAAGGAUCGAGAAUACAUGUACAAAUUGAUAAUCGGGUGAGUUUCUUUUUAUACAAAAUAAACUUGGAAAUUUUGAAUGAACAAUUAUUUAAGACAGUUGUUUUAUGAUGGACAUCAACAAAGCGCAAUAAGUCUUGCCAAUUUGAUGGGUUGUUCAGCUCAACCACCACCACCCUCUGAUAAACUCUUCCGACUUGUUUCAAUUGCAAAACAAUUCGUUGAAGAUCCAGAUUACAAAGAGGACUGUGGUCUCCCAUUUGAAACAGUAUCUUCUGGAUUAGAUCUUGAAUAUGACGCAGAUAUUCAACCAACAUCUCCAGAACCAUCACAAUAUGAAACUAUUUAUUUGACUGUUCACAAAGCUCCAUGCAGAGCAGCUGCUUUCAAUUCAGACGGUAAGUGAUUUGGAUAAUUUUCUAGUUCAAAUACAGUUUGGAUUUCAAGGAUCUCUGGUUGCGACAGGAUCAGCCGAUUGUUCAAUCAAAAUUAUGGAUGUUGAAAGAAUUCUUGCGCGCGAAAGAGAACAUCGAGAAAUGAAUGAAAAUAAUCCAGAUGCACAUCACCCAGUUAUUCGAACCUUAUAUGAUCAUAUGGAUGAUGUGAAUGUUGUUGCUUUCCAUCCAAGAGAUCCCAUUUUGAUAUCUGGUUCAAAUGAUAAAACAAUCAAACUUUUUGAUUUCUCAAAAACCGCAGUGAAAAGAGCCAUGAAAACAUUAUCAGAGGUUUAUCCAAUUCGCGCAAUUUCUUGUCAUCCUGGAGGCGAAUUUAUUUUAGUUGGAACAGAUCAUCCAACUCUCCGAUUAUACAACAUGGAAACUGCGCAGUCAUUUGUAUGCGCAAAUCCAGAUGAUCAACACGCUGAUUCAGUUACAGAUGUAAAUAAGAUGUGUAUUUGGAGAUUUAAAAAAAUAAUGAAAAUUAAUUUCAGGUUCAAUAUUCGGAUAACGCAAGAUUAUAUGUAACAGCUUCAAAAGAUGGUGAUGUAAAAGUUUGGGAUGGUGUUUCAAAUCGUUGUGUCGAAACAUUCAAAAGAGCCCACGACGGAUCAGCAAUUUGUUCCGCAAAAUUCACAAAAAAUGGAAAAUAUAUUAUUACAAGUGGUAUGGAUAGUAUUGUAAAACUUUGGGAAUUAUCAACAAAUCGUUGCCUAAUUGCAUAUACUGGAGCUGGUGCAACUGGAAGUCAAGAUCAUCCAAUUCAUGCAUUAUUCAAUCAUAACGAAGAUUACGGUUCGUUCUUUUUUGCUAGUGAAAAAUAAAAACAAUGAAGUGUUUCAGUGUUAUUCCCGGAUGAAAAAAGUGGUAGUUUAUGUUCAUGGGAUGCUAGAAACGCUGACAGAAAACGAUUAUUGGCACUUGGACAUACAUCAUCAACUCGAACAUUUGUUCAUUCUCCAACAAUGCCAGCAUUUUUAACAGGAAGUGAUGAUCAUCGUGCACGAUUCUGGUAUCGAAAACCGACAAAUACAUCUAUGCUCGGCUGA